This is a messenger RNA of Lycium barbarum (goji berry), 1151 nucleotides long. RefSeq names its product sm-like protein LSM1B. The record is from RefSeq and is a predicted model, not a curated record. Gene Ontology annotation, cellular component: P-body; Lsm1-7-Pat1 complex. Gene Ontology annotation, biological process: deadenylation-dependent decapping of nuclear-transcribed mRNA. The transcript has 5 exons. Gene Ontology annotation, molecular function: RNA cap binding. Lineage: Eukaryota; Viridiplantae; Streptophyta; Magnoliopsida; Solanales; Solanaceae. Bases 326 to 712 code for a protein of 128 amino acids.
GAAAAUAAAAAAUAAGUAAAAAUAGAAAAGCAGUGACUUUCUCACGUUCUGUAUAGCUCCACCCCAUAAUUGGGGAUAGGCCAAAAUUAGGGUUAUGGAUUUUCAGAUCUGAAAAACAACCAAAAGUCAACAAGUCUAUUCCUUUCAAAUUUCUCCAUAUAUUAGGGUUUUAGAAUUAGGGUUUAUUUUGUGUUUGGAGUGAAGUGCCUUGUUAGGGGUGUGGUAAUUUUGAGCUGUCAAUGCAAUUUGAAUUGCAAUUAGGAAAUUUUUUUCGGUUAUUUUUGGGACACCGAAAAAGCUAAAUUGUGAGCAUAACAUCAAAUCAAUGUCGUGGGCAGGUCCAGAAGAUAUCUAUCUUUCUACUUCUCUUGCUAGCUAUCUUGAUAAGAAACUUCUCGUAUUGCUGCGAGAUGGGCGAAAGCUUUUGGGGACACUUCGUUCUUUUGACCAAUUUGCUAAUGCUGUUUUAGAAGGUGCAUGUGAGCGUGUUAUUGUUGGUGAAAUCUACUGUGAUAUUCCGUUAGGUCUUUAUAUUAUCCGAGGGGAAAAUGUUGUGUUAAUUGGCGAGUUGGAUGUAGAUAAGGAGGAACUUCCACCCCACAUGACUCGUGUCCCAGAAGCUGAGAUAAGAAGGGCCCAAAAAGCAGAAAGGGAGGCUACAGAUCUUAAAGGUACAAUGCGAAAGAGGAUGGAAUUCCUUGAUAUGGAUUGAAGUUUCUUGCUCAUACCAGGUUUUGCUUGGAAAUCAUGCCAAGCCUUCCGCAAAUAUUAACGUGGUUGCUUGGUGGUUGCAAAAAGUAACUACGGAUCAAUUUCUCUUCUCACUGGCUGUACUUUGCAUCUGUAAGUGUUCGUCAUAACAUCUACAGUACAUCAUUGCUGCUGGGGUGGGAACAGAGUUGCUAUUGCUAUUAUCUUUUUAUGUUUCCUCUGUUAGAUGUUCGAGUAUGGUUGGUUCUCUCAUCUUCCUGGUAGUACAGGUAUUUUACCUGUUGAUGGUUUGGACAAUGCUAGACUAUGAAGAUGGUAAAAAAGUGAUCCAUUGUUCUCUUAUUUUAGUCUUGAAGAACGUAAACUUCUGUGGUUGAUUGUAUAGACUGAAAUCUGGAUUCAGCAUUUUAUCCUGUUGAAAUAACAGUUAAUUUUAUUUA